Molecule: messenger RNA, 1182 nt
Organism: Dimorphilus gyrociliatus
Lineage: Eukaryota; Metazoa; Annelida; Polychaeta; Dinophilidae
Source: the annotation of a GenBank genome assembly
GAAGGUCUAAAGGUGAAGGCCGAGCACGUUGAAAAAAUGAUUGGAAGACUGUUUUUACGACGCUUUUUCCCAUUUGCUACACGACUCUCUAUCAAAUAUCCAGGCAAUUGUUUAUCAAACUCGAGAAGACUAAUUUCUCAUAAAAGUCCCUCGAGUAAUAAAGACAUAAUAGCUGUUUCGCUUGUCUCUCUUUUAUCAUUUUUCAAACUAAAAAGUGAGGAGAAGGAAGAUCCCAUUGUUAUGACUUUAAAGAGGGGAAGACUUGCAGAAAUGAGAGACGAUUACGAAACAGCAAAUAGCUAUUACCACAGUGCUUUACGCCAAAUACUGCAAGAUCAAAAAUCUGGGGAUAGAACGGAUAAACAGAUAGCUGAAGCUCGACUUACUACAUUUUGCUUUAUGGUGGCCAAUUUAGACAUUGUUUAAGUUAAAAUAAUUAGUUUAUUCCUUUUUUUUAAAAAAAAAAUCUUACACAAAAUUCUCUUACUAAAAAAACAAUCUUUGUUGGCCAACAUGGAAUUUUCAAAAGGACACUUUGGAGAGGCUGAGAAACUUUACAAGCAGUCGUUAUUGCUGCACAAAUAUCUGGGUCGUGAAACCGACGAUCUAGCUUUUAUCGAGAUAUCACUUAAACUUUCAAUGAUUUAUGCAUCAACUGGACGAAAGCCAGAAGCUGAAAGUGGGUACGAAUACUGUCUAAACUGUUUAACAAAACGUCGAGACUCGGAUGAUGGGCUAGAUGAAGACGGACAGGCUCUUUUGGGAUUAACAUUAGACUCUUAUGCCAGAUAUUAUAUGGAACUGUCAAGAUAUGAUAAAGCUGUGUCUUUUAUUAAGGAUAGUCUUAAAAUUGCUAGACAAGUGUUUGGGGAUAGCCACGAGCAAGUUGCAUCUUUAUAUAACGAUUUAGCAGCCAUAGAAUGUGAAUUAAGAAAUUUUGAUGAAGCCAAGAGUAAUUGUCUAAAAGCCAUAGAAAUAAGCGAAAAUCUAAUUGAUAAAAAGUAUGAAACAACUUUAUAUAAGUUAAAUCUUGCAGAAGUUCUUUGGCAGGUAGGUGAACUGCCAGAGGCUUUAUUGUAUUUGAAGCAAGUAAUUAGCACUUCUAAAGCAUAUGAUUACUCCGAUCUGUUUGAAAAGGCUGUUAAAUUGUACAAAGAACUGAAUAAGAAGUUAAAAAUUUAG